Dreissena polymorpha is the source of this 4472-nucleotide messenger RNA. RefSeq names its product conserved oligomeric Golgi complex subunit 4-like. The transcript is spliced from 22 exons. The record is from RefSeq and is a predicted model, not a curated record. Lineage: Eukaryota; Metazoa; Mollusca; Bivalvia; Myida; Dreissenidae. The coding region runs from base 36 to 2366 and encodes 776 amino acids.
CGGUGCAGCUAUCCCACAAUCCAACACAAACAAACAUGGCUGCUCCCAGUGUUGAUGCCACGUCUAGUUCUGACUUAGAAGCAGUAAAGCUCUUAACGGACGUGUCUGAAAUUCAAAAAGCCCUUGAAAAAUUAAAGAGAGAAGAAGAUGAAGUUAAUGAUGAGCUGGCUCUGUUACUUGAGAAACAGUCAAAUAUGGAAGACAAGAUGAUAUCACUUCACAGAACAUUACCAAACUUGCAGAUGCUUCAGACUGACUCAAAGCAGCUUUCAGGCAUGGUGUCCUUCACCUCUACCUUGGCUGAGAACGUCAGCAGCAAAGUCAGGCAGCUGGAUCUGGCCAAAAAUCGUGUUACCUCCUGCAUGCAACGUGUGGAAGAUAUUCUUGAUCUUAAGUACUGCACAGAUGGUGUUCAGCAAGCUCUACAAAAUGAAGAUUAUGAAAAGGCUGCUGGACACAUCCACAGAUUUAGAAGUCUGGAUGAGAAUGUGCUGAGGAUGAGUGACAUCACCAGCGAAGGGAGCUCCCUGGACACAUCCUUCAAGCUUCUGCACGACUCAGAGGAGAAGCUACGCGUCAUUGUGAGCAGCAAAUUCGACACGUCAGUUCAUACUCGCGAUGCGGCCUCCAUUGAGCGCUUCUUCAAGAUAUUCCCGUUGCUAGGGCAACAUGAGGAGGGUCUUACAAAGUUUGGAAAGUACUUGGCAUCAAAGUUGUCAGAAGAGGCCGACAGAACCUUGAAGCUUGCAUUACAUGGAACCGAUGCAGAUGAUAAAAGAGCCAGCGUGAUAUUUGCUGACACCAUCACAAAGCUGUUUGAACAGAUUGCCAAGGUUUUGGAAAUCCAUCAGACAUUAGUGGAAACGUACUAUGGGCAUGGCCAACUUCUAAUACUUGUGAAGCUUCUACAGAAAGAGUGUGACAGACAGACAAGGAAAAUCAUAGAACAGUUUAAAAAUAAACGAGACUUUGAUCUGCGGGUGCAGCAGGUUCAACAGUGUCUCAUGUUUGUCAAGCAGCCUGCCUCAGAGAAAGCCGGUAAAAAGGCAAAUAAGAAAGAUAAAAAAGAUGUUCCGAAAAAGGGACCUGAAUCUAAAGACCUGGACGUGUUGCUGUCUGAGAUUGUGCUGCUGAAUACGCGGGCGGACCUCUAUCUGAGAUUCAUCAAGAGGAGACUCAUAAGUGAUUUUGAGCAGGCUUUUCAAGAUUCAGAAACAAGGAAAGAGAAGGAGAGGGAGGUAGAAAUGUUCGUUGGUAACUGUGAUACGAGUCGAGUGAUGCAGGAUCUCAUCGGCAGCUACAUCAUGAUAGAGGAAUACUUCAUGAGGGAAAUGGUCCUUAAGGCUGUUGCCUUGGAUUCCAUUGAGCCCGGCACACCCACGUCGAGCAUGGUGGAUGACUCGUUCUUCAUCGUGAAGAAGUGUGUGCGUCGCGCCAUGUCAAGUUCUAGCGUGGACGGUGUGUGUGCGAUGCUCAACCACGCCUGCACAAUCCUGGAGCAGGAUUUCCGUGAGGUCUUGUACAGCCGCGUACGCGCAGGCUUCCCUUCUGGUUUUGAUUUUGCACAGGCUUACAACAUCGUGCAGUCCAGCAUUCAGCAGGGGAAGCUGCAGUCUAAUGAUACUGAGAAAGCCAAACUACAAUUCAUUACUACUAUCAACAAUGCAGAAGUUAGCUGUGAUUACUGCAAGCAAUUAAAAUCCAGUUUAGAGGAUGAAGUUUCUAAGUUCUAUGCACAGUGUUCCAAACAAAGUAAAGAUAAAUUAGAGAGUUGUUUGACGGACAUUGGGCGAGCGGCAACGGGUUUCAAGGAUGUGGUUGAGUUUGGAUUUACUCAACUGACAAGCUCCAUGAUAAAGCCAAGAGUCAAACCACAGAUAGACAUCUUCUUGUCCACACUUCACAACUUAUCUGAUGAUGAUUAUGCAAACUUUGAGGCCAAUGAUCCAUGGGUGCAAAACUUUAUUGUUGCCAUAGAUACGACUCUGGGGAGUUUCAAGGAAUCUCUGACAACAAACAACUAUGAGAAGUUUGUGAGCGUCAUCACCAAUGAAAUAACUACCCAACUUGAGAAAGCUGUUCUUAGGUGCUCUUUUAACAGGCUGGGCGGUCUCCAGUUUGACAAGGAGUUACGGUCCUUGGUUGGAUAUCUGACCUCGGUCACCACGUGGACUAUCAGGGACAGGUUUGCACGCCUCACCCAGAUGGCCACCAUCCUCAAUCUGGAACGGGUGGAUGAACUACUGGACUACUGGGGCCCUAAUGCUGGCCCUUUAACCUGGAGGCUGACCCCAACAGAGGUCAGGCAGGGGCUGGCUCUCAGGGUUGACUUCAGAACAGAGGAUAUCAAACGGCUGAAGUUGUGAUUUUGAUGCAAAUCAUUUAGCAUCAUUGUGGCGUCAGUUACAAGUCUGGCUUGUGCGACAAAGUUUAGCAGGCUUAGAUACCUGGCUAUUUUGUGUGAAAUAUCCAGGUCCAAACCUCAGAGGAAACGAUAAAGACAAAAUACAAAGUUGAUUUGUAUUGGCAGCCCAUUUGGAAUGAAGAAAGAAGUAUCUGUUUAUUCACUUGGCAUUUUUCAUUUAAAGUGGAAAGAAAUCUACUGAAAAGUCAAACUGCUGUGUUGUUUAAGAUUGUUAGUGGAAACCAGUUUGUUAGGGGGAGCUAUCAGUGUGAUCAGAGCUUGUAGCCUUAUAAAAAAAGAGUCUCUGUUUGCGAGAAAAGUGCUUAAUGCUCGUGCGUAAAGUGUCCUCCAAGGUUAGCUUGUGCAGUCUGUACAGGCUUAGAAGGGACAACAUAUACGGUAUUUUCUGUUAAGAGGAAGUCUCUUCUUAGCCAGUCAGGGGCCCUGGGCAGAAAGUGUUGGCACUGAUUAGCCUGUAUGGACUUCAGUUCGUGCUCAUGCAUGGAAUCCGUGAUAUAUGUUGUUAAUGUGAAAUCCAUCAAGUUUCUGUUCAAACAAGUUUAAAUCACUAAAUUGUACAAGUAUGGUAAUUGUUAUUUCAAACCAUUCAGACCUUUCCAUUUGGAAAUCGAAAAUGAAAAAAAAAUGUUUCAGAUUCUGUGAUUUGCAAAUGUGUGAAUGUGCUUUAAUGUUUACCCCAGGUUACAAUUGUACUAUAUAAUAUAUGUACCACACUUUUAAGGACUUUUGUCAUCAUAGGUAAUGUUUAAAGCUGCAGAUAAUCUGCCAAAAUAGGUUGAGUGUGAAAAUGUUGUUGCUCAAAAACAUAUCCAUAUUUCACACAUAGCAAAAUACAUAUAUUGGAUAUAUUGAACUGUCAAUGCAUUUUAAGGAACAUUUUAUUAAAUCAAAUUUGUUUCCAUAUAUGCAUAAGGUAGUGUCAGUGUUUGUUAUUCCAUGUGACACCUUCCCUCCACUGCCUGAUUCAGCUCCUUAUGCAGAGUAUAACUUGUGAGUAUUUAAGUGAUUUCAAUGGAACUGCAUGUCAGUGCAAAAUACAAGGAACCAAAGUCUCUUAAGAAUUCAGCAAGAGUUGUUUACCUUUUGUAAAAUUUAUUGUGCAGAACUUAAAUCUAUCAGGACGGAAGGUAUUUAACCCAUUUAUGCCUAGCGUCUAGAAAAAGGCCUUGGCAAACAGCGUAGACCCAGAUGAGACGCCACAUGAUGCGGCGUCUCAUCAGGGUCUGCACUGUUUGCUUAAAGAAAUAUCUGUCAGAAAUAUUCUAAAUAUAGAAAUAAAUAUACUAGACAUCCCUAAUUUUGGAAAUAAAUUGAUCCAAUUUAGAAGGAUGGGAGAGUCCACUAGGCAUAAAUGGGUUCAAUAAAAAUAUUCUCACUGAUAGAGGGCAUGCAGAGAACAAGAAUCUCAACUAUUUUGUCAGGAUUUUCCAUUGACUUACUGUUUGUAUAAUUUGCUUCUUGUGUGAUGUAUAACACUGCAAGUAUUGAAGGUUUUUAAAUCAAUUCAAUUUAUGAUAGAUGGCUUCAGAGACAUGUCAAGCACAUUAUUACGUGUACAAGUUAUCAAAUUGCAAGGUAUUAUAUGUUUUAGAUAGUUGUGUCAUAGAAUUGGAAAUGUAUAAGAUUGGGCUGCACAUUUGACUGAUGCAGAUUUCAUUUUGCCAUGUUUAUGUAUUUUUUCUGGACUUAUGAAGUGAAAAACACAAAAUGGCAAAUUUUGUUCCCCUAACCCCCUCCACAGGAACUUAUGAGCGGUUAGACUUAUGACUGAGUUUGUACGGUACUUCAGCCUCAGGCCUAUUCGGACCUCGUGUUGACAACAGUGCUUGGUCACAAACAAUCAGACAUGUUUUUCUUAAAAUAUUUUUAUAUUAUUAAGUGUUACGAGGGACCAAACCAAUUUAGUGUAACUUUAAAAUUGUUGGCAAUAUUGCUUCACUAUUAUCAUGUCAAUUUAUUAUUGUUAUUUUAUAAUGUAUAUAAGGGUUAUUUAUUCUUCAUAUGAAAUAUGAAAUAUUUUAUUGAAUAAAAAAAUUGCAAAUAUUAA